This is a messenger RNA of Colias croceus (clouded yellow), 1463 nucleotides long. Its product is annotated as pyroglutamyl-peptidase 1. Gene Ontology annotation, biological process: proteolysis. The record is from RefSeq and is a predicted model, not a curated record. Gene Ontology annotation, molecular function: pyroglutamyl-peptidase activity. Gene Ontology annotation, cellular component: cytosol. The transcript is spliced from 3 exons. NCBI's taxonomy places the organism in Eukaryota, Metazoa, Arthropoda, Insecta, Lepidoptera, Pieridae. Bases 103 to 759 code for a protein of 218 amino acids.
GUUAUCACAUAAAUCAUUGUUUUGAACAAGUUUAGUACGAGAAAUGAUGUAGUUAAGCAGUAUUACCCUGAAUCUAUACAGAAUAGUCCGUAAGCGCACAAAAUGACUGACAUGGAUUAUUUAUUUAAGCCAAUUGUGCUUAUUACUGGAUUUGGUCCGUAUAUAAACCAUCCAGUAAACGCAAGUUGGGAAGCAGUGAAAAUUAUGAAUAAAGACGAAAUCGAAAAGAAACAUAAAGUGGAACUUGUACAAAUCGAAAUGCCUGUAACAUACGAGAACGUUGAUGAAUUCGUACCUGCGCUUUGGGAAACACACGAACCAAAGCUAGUGAUCCAUGUAGGUUUAUCAUCAAUAGCCAAGGAAGUAACAUUAGAGAAGCAAGCCCACAGGAAAGGGUAUCAAAAGUUAGACUACUUCGACAAAUGUCCUGCGGACCACACUUGCAGUGCCGACGGAGCAAUACGGAUCCACAGCAAGCUGGAUAUUGAGAAAAUAUGCAGUGAUUUUAAUGAUAAUGAUCCUCCGGAAGGUACUAAAGCUGUCACUUCCUUAGAUGCGGGAAGGUACCUCUGUGAAUACAUCUACUACACAUCGCUAAGUGUCGACAACACUCGUACAAUAUUUGUACACGUACCAGAUUUAAAAAUAUACAGCUCGGAACAAACCGCGCGGGCUCUAGAGAGAAUUAUAGAUUUGUGUCUGGAACAAGUGAAGCUUACAGACCAGAGAUUAGAGAAGAAAGCUGACGAUAAAGAAUAAUUAUGAUUUAAAUAAAUUCAUAAAUUCAAUUCUUGGUACAAUUUUGGCCGCUUUGAAGUUUACUGCAUUAUUGAUUUCAAAAAUAUAAUUUCGUCUUCACAUGAUGCAAAGGUACUUCAGCAGUCAAAUUUUUCGUAGAUGUAUCAAAAAUUGUAUUAAAUAAGUACAUUAUGUAUUAGACAAAUUUAUGUAUGUUUCAGUAAAGUAUUAUUUUAUCUGUAUUGUGUAUAAAAUAACUAUAUUUUAGCAAAUAUCAACAAAUAUUUGGAUUAAAAAUAUAUCUGUAAAAAUGUAGGUGACAAUGUUAAUGAACUAUGGCUAUUUUUAUACCAUUUUAAUGGAAAGAAUUACAUUAAUAUAUUAAGAAUGUACUUAAUGUUUUUAAUACAUUCCAAGCAGCUUUUCAUAUAAUAAAUUUUACUUUUGUAAUAAUAUUAAAUUAAUGAGGCUCUGGCUAAUAAUCAAUGCUUUAUUUUAUUUACAUAUUCGUACAUUAUAUUUUGAAGAAAUGAUUAAUUAAAAAAUAUAAUGUUUGAUUAAUCUGUUAUAUCACUAAACUACAUUUAUUAUAAUAAAUUUCAAAUCUGUGCAGCCAUUUAGGAGGAGCUCAGUGACAAACACUCGCACAGAAGAUUGUCUUUGUAUAUAACUUGUUAUUAAUUAACUUAUUUUGUUUGAUGAUUUAAAUAAACGUCUUAAAUCCU